This is a messenger RNA of Candida albicans SC5314, 3147 nucleotides long. RefSeq lists its product as uncharacterized. Bases 1 to 3147 code for a protein of 1048 amino acids. NCBI's taxonomy places the organism in Eukaryota, Fungi, Ascomycota, Pichiomycetes, Serinales, Debaryomycetaceae. The transcript has a single exon. The record is from RefSeq and is a predicted model, not a curated record.
AUGUUGCUCAAUACUGCAAUUCAUUACUGGAUAUUUUUAUUGUCCAUUGUUAGUUCAUCUUGGAUCAAAUAUCCAAUUGAAAUUUCAAGUAUUCCAGGAUGGCACAAAGAACCUACAGAUAUUAAGGAAGCUCAAAAUGUAUGUGAUAAAGAUUCUGAAAUAAAUAACGACUUAUAUUGUUACCCUCAAUGCUUCAAUAAGGAAGAUGAUCAGCCAAAAUUAGACCGCUGUUGCUUUAAUGAAAAUGGUAGAGUUUUGUAUGUCUCGCCAUGUACUGUUGAACCUGAAAAUGAAGCCACGACUACUGAAGUAGCUGCUGAUCAAACUGAGACAUUGCCAGCAGCCGAUUCUACUAGUGCUGCUACAAGUACUGUGACUGCUGACCUUGAAAAGUACCCUCAAUGUUUCAAUAAAGAAGACGACCAACCAAAAAGAGAGAAUUGCUGCUUUGAUGACAAUGAUAGAGUAUUAUACCCAAAGCCAUGCUAUGCCACGUCUGAAGAUUUGGUUACGACAACAGAUAAUGCUACUAUCGAAACAACAUCUCUGGUUACGACAGACUUAACUAGCACCACAACCACUAGUACAGUCGAUGAUGUUAAGAAGUACCCACAAUGUUUUAAUAAGAAGAACGACAAACCGAAGAGAAAGCAUUGUUGUUUUGAUAAUGAUGGUAAAGUAUUGUACCCAAAACCUUGUUCUGUGACAUCUAAAGGUCUGACUACCAAAACUGGUGAUGAUACCAUUAUACCAACGUCACUGAUUACAACGGACUCGAGUAGUACAACAGCUACUAGUACAAUUGAUGAUGUUAAGAAGUAUCCUCAAUGUUUCAACAAGAAGAACGACAAACCAAAACGAAAACAUUGUUGCUUUGAUAAUAAUGAUAGAGUGUUGUACCCAAAACCUUGUACUAAAACUUCCGAAAGAACAGCUUCAACUACAGCUAAAAACACUACGGAAUCAGAAUCAAGUUCUGCAACUACCUUACCAGAUUCCACUACUGAAUCAGAAUCUGUUUCCUCGACUUUUACAUCAGAUAGCAGUACUGAAUCAGAAUCAAUAUCUUCAAAUACCACAUCAGACGCUAGUGACAGUACUGAAACUCAUGAUAUCAAUAGGUAUCCCCGAUGUUUCUUCAAAUAUAGCAACCAACCAAAUAGAAGCCGUUGUUGUUUCAACAGCCAGUACCAAGUGUUGUACCCAUGGCCAUGUGGUGGUUCAUCUGAAGAUAUAAAUGCAUCUGCUACCGAUGAUUCAGCUGAUGAGAUUUCACAAACAACCACAGAUUCAUCCAGCACUGCCACAGACAUUGAAGAUGGGGACGAUGAAAACAAUGAUAUGAAGGAGUACCCCCAAUGUUUCAACAAACAGGAUGACCAACCAAAGAGAGAGCACUGUUGUUUCGAUGACAAUGACAGAGUGUUAUACCCAAAACCAUGUGGUUCCUCUGAUGAUGCGAACACAUCUUCGACCGAUGAUUCAACUGAUGAAAUCUCACAGACAACCACAGAUUCAUCCAGCACUGCCACAGGCAUUGAUGAUGGUGACGAUGAAAACAAUGAUAUGAAGGAGUACCCCCAAUGUUUUAAUAAAAAAGACGACCAACCAAAGAGAGAACACUGUUGUUUCGAUGACAAUGACAGAGUGUUAUACCCAAAACCCUGUUCUGAGACUUCGGAGACUUCAGAGAGUGAAACUACAACCAUAGGAGAAACCACUACGGAAUCUGAAUCGGUUUCAGUCACUACCUCAUCAGAUGACAAUAUAGAAUCAGAAUCAAUCUCUUCAACUACCACAUCAGACGCUAGUGACAGUACUGAAACUCAUGAUAUCAAUAGGUAUCCCCAUUGUUUCUUCAAAUAUAGCAAUCAGCCCAACAAAGAUCGUUGCUGCUUUAACAGUCGGUACCAAGUGUUGUACCCAUGGCCAUGUGAUGGUUCAUCCCAGAGUACAACUACAACAGUACUGAUAAGCAUUAGUGGAACCGAGUCAUCAUCUGUCACAACUACUUUCGAUGAAAAUCUUGGUACUUCGAGUGAGUUAACGAUAUCUUCCAGUAGUGACCUUAUUUCCACAAGCCAAGAUAUACCUCAAGCUACUACAAUUAACAAUUCCACUACCAGUAUUGAAUCAUCAGCAAAUGGAAGCACACUUCCGUUGACCCAACCAAUUUUAUCAGUAUCUGAAUUUGAGUCCUCAGUAAGUGAUGCUACUAAUUCAAAUAGCAAUAGCAAUCCUACAUUUACCGCGGAAGGUGGUCAUUCAUCUGAUGAAAUGCUCAGAACAACUGACAAAAAUAACUCCUUAACUAGUAAAUCGGUUGCUACUCCAACUGAGACUAGUUGGCUCAAUAGUGUUGCUGGUACCUCGAGCAAGGAAGAUAUGAGAACAUCCACAGGAACCAUCAGCUCAUUUAGUGAAGUAGCUACUACUGAAAUGAUAUCUUCCCCAAGUGAAACUGGUAACCCAAAGAAAUCCAGUGCAAUUGAUUAUGGAACGAAUAGUGAUAUUACAACACUGACAGGUAGAUAUACCAGCUUAAGGGAUAAAACUGUUUCAACUCUUCAAGAAGAUGCAGGCAUUGAAUCAACCACAGUUGAAGGUAUUACAAAAACUGUACACACAACUGUUUAUGUUACCACUUCCCCUGAUAACUCGAUUACGACUGAAACUGCUGUGGUUGUAGUUGUAACCAACGACUCUACUGCUACAACCUAUACUGAAAUCAUUCAAACUACUGUCGUUGAAGGCAAAACGUUGACAACUGCUAUUCCAAUUCCUCAAGAUGAAAUCAACAAAAUAAAAGUGAUAGAAUAUAGUACUAUACUUCCAACCACUUUACCAAACGGCCAAGUGACUAGUGUCAUUGAAAAAGUUGCAGUUGCCGUCAAUGGUCAAGGACAAAAAGUUACAAAGACGGCUCCAAUUGAAUUGGGUGCUUAUACUACGAAAGGUUUUGAAAUCAUUCAGGACAGCAAUGAUAUUGGAAAUUCAGUAGCAGAAGGGUAUAAUCCAUCUGCUGGGCUUGGUGGCUCAACUCUAGUUGCUCCGAUAGCUGUCGUUUCAAAUGAAAAUUCGGCGUCAUUGCCUAAAGUUAAUCUGUUAUUAGUCAAAUUCUUGCUUUUGGUAUUAUUGAUUGUUUAA